This is a messenger RNA of Salarias fasciatus (jewelled blenny), 2162 nucleotides long. RefSeq names its product tripartite motif containing 55b (gene trim55b). The record is from RefSeq and is a predicted model, not a curated record. NCBI's taxonomy places the organism in Eukaryota, Metazoa, Chordata, Actinopteri, Blenniiformes, Blenniidae. Bases 390 to 1541 code for a protein of 383 amino acids. Gene Ontology annotation, molecular function: zinc ion binding. Gene Ontology annotation, biological process: regulation of microtubule cytoskeleton organization. The transcript is spliced from 9 exons. Gene Ontology annotation, cellular component: cytoplasm.
CUCUGUACUGUGAACAUCAAGAUAGAACAAUACUUUUCAUUUUAAAACUUUGAAAUCAGGUUUUAACACAUGCUUUGAAAAAAAAAAUCUGAUUUUUAAAAUAUACGUCUUCCUGUUAUUCAGUCUAGAAAUGUAAACAAUUAACAGUAGCUUCACUUUGCUUCAGUCUUUAAGUUUUUAGUUUUUCAGCGUCAGUGUCAGACUUGCUCUUGCAGCAGUUCCUCGGGCAAAACAAACAUUUCUGUCAUAUACAAAUACCAGAUUUUAUCAGAUUGUGCAUUAUGUUGUGCAUAUGGAAAUUAUGUGUCCCUGUUGUUUUCAGAGCAGCCAGAUUUGUGGCAAAGAAGUCAGGAGGAAGACACUGACCCCGUUCCAAGAAUGAGUGCAGAAUGGGAAGGACCGUUGUGCCAAAGCUGAGCAGGAUUAGUUUGCCAAAAUCUGAAGUCAUGGACAACUUGGAGAAACAGCUGAUUUGUCCCAUAUGCCUGGAAAUGUUUACAAAACCUGUGGUCAUCCUGCCAUGCCAGCACAACCUCUGUAGAAAAUGUGCCAAUGAUGUUUUCCAGGCUUCAAACCCGUACCUCCCGACGAGAAGCGGCUCGCUCACGUCCGGCGGCCGCUUCAGAUGCCCGUCCUGCAGACACGAGGUGGUUCUGGACAGGCACGGCGUCUACGGCCUGCAGAGGAACCUGCUGGUGGAGAACAUCAUUGACAUGUUCAAGCAGGAGUCCAGCAGCAGCAAGCCGGCGCCGGCGAGCAAGGAAGAGACGCCCAUGUGCGACGUCCACGAGGACGAGAAGAUCAACAUCUUCUGCGUGACCCACGGCGUGCCCACGUGCUCCAUGUGCAAGGUUUUCGGGGCCCACAAAGACUGCGAGGUGGCGCCGAUCACCAGCAUCUACCAGACGAAGAAGACAGAGCUGAGUGACGGGAUUGCCAUGAUGGUCGGCCACAACGACAGGAUGCAAGGCAUCAUUAGUCAGCUGGAGGAAGCCUGUCGUGCCAUAGAGGAAAAUGGCCGCAGGCAGAAAACGCUGGUGUGUGAAAAGUUUGACCACCUGUACUCCAUCCUGGAGGAGAAGAAGAGGGAGAUGAGUCAGAAGGUGACGGCCGAACAGGAGGAAAAGGUGAACUACAUCCGGGGCCUGACCAGGAAGUACGGCGAUCACCUGGAGGAGAGCUGUAAGGUUGUGGAGAUGGGCAUCCAGACGAUGGAGGAAUCUGAAAUGGCGUUGUUUCUGCAGAACACAAAGGCUCUGCUUAAACAGAUCGCAGACGCAUCCAGCACGGCGCACUUGGACAAAGUGGAGCGCGGCUACGAGAGCAUGGAUCACUACACUGUGGAGUUUAAGAAAGAGAGCAAGGCCCUGCGCGGCCUCGACUUCCUGCAAGGCGACGAAGACGAAGACGAGGAGGACGAGGACGCGGAGGCGGGCGCCGGGGAGGGAGAGGGGGCUCAGACCGCGGCUUCAGCCGCCUCCGCUCAGCCGCCGGUCGCCUCCCCCUCCCCCGGCGUAGCCAGGAGCGCCGCCUCCACCUAGCCACCGUCGGCCCGCGGCCCAGGCAACGCCCAAAACCGGGAGCACGAUAAUUGUAGCUCCGAGAUGUUGAUUUCAGGUCAGUUGUGAUACGUUUUCUCACAGAUCGGGGAGCUGUGAGACGAAUUUAGAUCUGUGCCAAAGGGAAACCCUGAGCUGGGAGGCAGAUCUGAAGGAAGAGGCAAAAGUUUCAGUUUUCUGUCUCUCAUUUGUUGUCAUCGUGCGUCACCGCUUACCGACACAUCCCGCUUCUCUUUCCUCUUAAUAAACAAGCGUUUGGGGUCUUCUUUUACUUCUGAAAUUUAUUGACCAACCAACAAUGAGAACCUGUGGGUUCUUUCCAGAUAAAUUCAUGCAUUUUUUUUUAUGAAGCUGACCUUUUGCAACUCACCGCUUAGAGAUCAUUAGAGUGCAUGACAGGAGGGCCUCUGGUCUUUCUCCCUGUUAUGUACUUUUUUUUUAUUUAAGACUGAUCUAACUUUAUAGGUCCAGCAUCAGUGUAAAAAACUACCGCCUGGCAUUUCAGUAUUUCCUACAACCAACUGCUUAUAUUUUGUUUCCUGUCCGUUGUUGUACAGCUGAUAUAUUUUCCUAUUACAGGAUUUAUUGUAUAUGUGACACAUU